Molecule: messenger RNA, 1644 nt
Organism: Effrenium voratum
Lineage: Eukaryota; Dinophyceae; Suessiales; Symbiodiniaceae
Source: the annotation of a GenBank genome assembly
AUGGAGGGCCAGGCCUUCCACUUCACGGCCCUGGAGCGCGAAGCUUUCCGGCCACCGCCGCUUCAGGCCAAAGCUGGGUGGAAGACUCUGGAGGCGGAGCUGCAAUACCAGUCACAGUUCUGCCAUGACAAGCUGCAGAAGGAUCUGGAUGCCUUGCACGCUCAGGUGUUGAGCGAGGUGCACCGCGCAGUGGCGCAGGAGCUACAGAAAGUGUGCUCCAACAUGGAGGGCCUUCACAACCAGGUAGUGCGUGACGUCGCCACCUUGUCCGGCACGGCGAGGCAAGAGGUGCAGUCGCAGAAGGAGCUCUUGGAGCGCCGCACCGCGGAGUCCAGCGAGGCCAUGGUUGAGGCCAGGGAGGUUCCGAAGGAGCUUCAUGUGCGGGUGCGCACAGCUGGGGGCCACGACCUCUUCUCUGGUAAGCUUCCUGCAGAGAAGACUGUGGCAGACCUCAAAGAAGAGUUGCGGCUCGUAUUGCCUGUGCCUCAUGCACAACAGCGCCUGGCAUCUUUGCAGCACACACUGCAGGACGGUACCAAGCUGGAAGAGAUCUUUGCACUGCAGCAGGAGGAGAUAGAGCUCUACGGCAUGCUGAGGUCAUCUUUGUCUCAGUCAACCCCAUCGCCAGCGUCCGCGCACGACCUGGACUGCACUCUCUAUGUUGAGGGCGGGCUUCUCCAUUUGAGGGCACCCCAGGACAACCAGCACCUGGGCUUCUACACCCCAAAGCUGUCCUUAGCCUUGCCGCAGCUUCCGCUGGACCGCCGGAUCUUCGUGGAAUCCGUGCAGGAAGGCUCCUGGGCAGCAGAGGUGCGAGCAGGGGACGAGCUCUUGAAGGUCAUGGGCCGUGAUGUGGCGAGCCUUUCCAAGGGAGAGUUUGGCAGCCUCGUUGAUCGAGCCCUCUGGAACUCUGGGGAGUUCCAGUUUCACAGAAGCAGCUUGGAUCCGUACUUCGGUGCUGAUGGUUCGGUCUUCUGCUGCAUUGUCAGCAUGGAAGAUGAGGAGCUGCUCUCGCUCCGUGUCCCGCAGUCCCUUGACGUGGGUGCUUUGAAGCAACUCGUGGAGCGGUUCCUACGGAUUCCCCGCAGCUGCCAACAGCUGAUACAAGACCACCGACCGCUGGAGGACGAAGAGCCUUUACCCGCACAUGUUGUCGGUGUCAGACUGGCUUUACUUCGCCUGGGCCUCUUCACCCAAGAGGAGUUCGGCGCUGCCCUGAAAGCGGGGCUGGACGUGGAGCUGGGCCUCGCCUUCUGCGACGCCGCCUUCUUGGCCACCGGUCGCGUGGCAGUGGCUGCCGUGGAACCAGCCCGCUGGAGCACCAUGCUGCGAUUUCUAGGCGAUGAGGAUUUGGAGACGCCCAGUGAUGGUCAGGUAGUUGCUGUGCUUCCACGCGAUGACUACGACGCCUUGCUGCGCCUGGGGCCUCUCAACUUCCUCUUCCGCGCCGCGGACGUGCCACGCGCGCAGCCGCCGUUGGCGCCCAGGGCGCCGCCGGAAGCGAACUCGAGCGAGGCGCCAGAGGCUGCCGCGCCGGAGGCUGCCGCGCCGGAGGCUGCCGCGCCGGAGGCUGCCGCGCCGGAGGAGGCGCCGGUGGUGCAGGAGCACCGCAGACCACGGGCAAAGCCAAGGGCAACUGGCUAA